GGGAAGGGAAGGGGAGAACAGCACAUCAAUCAGUUACAAGGAAAAGGAAAGAGCAGCUUGAAGAGCUGAUAUUCUUCCUCUUGCAAAAGGGACACUCUGGGCACUGAGUAUCAGGUGGUGUCCAGGGAAGCCGGGUGAGGGAGCUGGGAAAGGCGGCUCCUCCCUCGGAGUGGGAGGCUGUACCUGGUGAUUAAGGAGUUGAGCUUAUGCUGAGUCCUGGAGGAACCUGUUGGGAGGAGCUCAGGAGUGCAGGAGGGGCAGAAAAGACGUGAAGACGGACACAGGACUAAUCCAGCAAGAGAGACACCUCUCGGCAUCAGCAGCUCCAGUCAUGUUCAACUACCUGGCAGUCGAGGUGAGGCCCCAGCUCCACCGCAGCUAUGGGAGCCAGCAAGGGGUGUCUGGGCCACUGAAGAGCCGCCUGGAGCAGCUAAAGAAGCCGUGGUGGAGGGAGCCCACCCCACUGGUGCUCCAGCACAGCGAGACAGCCAGGCUGGCCAUCGACGCCUUUCUCGAGCAGGGGGAGCGUGGCUACCUGAGCGCCAUCGCCGAGGAGAGGGAGCUGCCAUUUCUUUCCACCUUGGACAUGGAAUACAUCAGCCACCAGAGGAACCAAAGCUUCCCAGACCCCGGUGCAACAAAAGACAAAGAAGCUGACCCUGGUGAUGCGGACACUGGAGACAGGUUCUCCCUCAACUCUGAACUGACAUCGGGCACCUACUUCCCCCUCAUGUCAGAUGUGCUCCCUCCGGAGCUGGAGCUGGGGUGGCCAGGGACACCUCUCCUCACGCUGUCUGGCCAGACUCAGGCCACUGUGAUUUUCCAAAGGAACAAAACAAACAGCAUUAAGGAUUUGGUCCGGUCUCUGAUCAGCCGGGCGCGGACGGUGAUAGCAAUUGUGAUGGAUCUGUUUACAGACAUGGAAAUUCUGUGUGACCUGCUGGAGGCCUCAAGCAGACGGCACAUCCCCGUUUACCUGAUCCUGGAUGAGGAGUACUUGAAGCAUUUUGUGGAAAUGUGCAAUAAAAUGGCUCUUACUCAGGACAGCUUCCCAAACAUGCGCAUAAGAUGCCUGAGUGGAGACACAUACUACAGCAAAGCAGGCAAGAAAUUUGCAGGCCAGGUUCUGGAGAAGUUUGUCCUGGUUGAUUGUGACCAAGUUCUUGCUGGUACAUACAGUUUCACCUGGCUUUGCAGCCAAGUCCACACUGGCCUGGUGACCCACUUCCGCGGGCAAAUUGUUGCAGAGUUUGAAAAGGAAUUCCGGUACUUGUACGCAGAGUCCAGAGCAGUGACCAGCUUCUGUGUGCCGGAUCCCGGGACGUGUCUCUCUUCUUGGAAUACCUCAAAAGCUGACAACUGUCUUCUAAAACCCACUCAGGGAAAUGACACUGAGACCCUGAGCCCCUCUAGCAGCCUUUCCAAUGUGAGCAUUAGGAGCAUAAAAGUGUCUCCCUUUAUGAAAAACUCCAGCUGCAGUGCACACCAGGAAAAGCAAGAUUCCAGCUCUGAUUCUGGCAAUAAGAAGGGGAAGGAGGAAACAUUCCUGAAGCCCACUUGCCCUAAACAGCAAGAAGAACCACCAGACUCAGCAAACAGUCCUCCAAAUAAACACACCCCAGCCUUGUAUCCCAAAUCAAACCUCAUAACAGCAAGGACAUUCCUGCAGCCGGAGCCUUCCUCCAAUAAACCUGGUAACCAGGGGGACACUAAGGCCAACAGCAGCCACUGCUCCCCACCGAGAGCGGGGCAGCCGCUCCAGUCCCUGUCGGAGGGCACUGGCAGCAACGGGACCAGCCUGAAGCAGAGAGCACUUGUGGCCACCACUGGGGAGCUGCCAGCUGAAAAUGAGAAUGUGUUUUAUGGGGUAGAAAAGAGACAGAGCCCUGGACAUGGCCAUUUUGACCUUUUCUCCCCAUACAACCACCUCAAACGGGAUAAAAAGUCCGUAGUGCCUUGCUAUGACAAGUUCCCAGAGGAUGUGCUGCUGGAAAAGAACAGCGCGUACGGGGCGGAGAAGAGAAUGACUUUGGGGCACAGCAAGCUGGACCUGAUCACCAAGUACAACAAACUAAAAUCCAAACACAUACACAGUCGGUUCGAACUCUGACCUGGGCCUCGAGCUGGCCUCUGCUCUGAUUUUCCAGGGGGUUGCUUUUCCCUGCCAAUCAUCAUGCCUGGGGCUCGGAAUCAAAACAUUAGUCUUGUUCCUGUUGAAAGGUGUCUAAUCUAUGUAGAUGACUGAUUCAGACGAGAUUAGCAACUGCAGCUCAAAUUUUCAAUUUCAUGAUUGUGGCAGGAGGGAGAAAAGCAUAUAAAUCUAAUCCACAUUCUUUUUACCCAUUUCAGAAAGAACCAUUUCCCCUCAAACUUACAGCAAAGCCAUUGCUAUACCUGGAAAUUGGCCACUGAGGUCUUCAGGGUGAGCCCUGGUUCUCUCCAUGCUGAGCAAUUCCUCUCCCUGUACCCAUAUGGUGAAAAUGAAAUGGCCAAAGGCAGGGCAAUGUGAAAAAUAAAGGAGUUGUUCUGCUGGAAAAA
Haemorhous mexicanus (house finch) is the source of this 2538-nucleotide messenger RNA. RefSeq names its product family with sequence similarity 83 member C (gene SACK1C). The transcript is spliced from 4 exons. Lineage: Eukaryota; Metazoa; Chordata; Aves; Passeriformes; Fringillidae. Gene Ontology annotation, biological process: epidermal growth factor receptor signaling pathway. Bases 332 to 2110 code for a protein of 592 amino acids. The record is from RefSeq and is a predicted model, not a curated record.